AUGGAUAGCUGCACAGUGGAUACUUCAAAUGAAUCAGAAGAGUUUUACAGUACGCUUAAAAUAGUUCAUAAUCGAAAACAGCGACACGCUGGUGGAUGGCAAAGCAUCGGUUUGGACUAUUCGAUUUUGAAGGGAAUAUUAAAGAAAGGUUUCCACCAACCUACACCUAUUCAGCGUAAAGCUCUACCUUUAAUUAUUGACGGUAAAGGUUGGUAUUUUGUUAAUGUUUCAAACGUUUUGUUCCUUUGUAGUUUCAUACUACCAAAUUUAACUUCCUUAAAUUAUGGCUCGGUAAAGAGAAGUGGGAAAACGGCAGCUUUUCUGAUUCCAAUUUUGCAAAAACUAAAGCAUCGCGAUAUGAGGGGCAUACGAGCGCUAGUCAUUGAACCUACUCGGGAACUAGCAGUGCAGACAUUCACAGUCUUAAAAGAGCUUGCAAGAUUUACCGGUUUACGCUGUGCCAUCUUAGUUGGUGGUGAUUGUAUAGAAGAACAAUUUCAAGCUGUUCAUGAGAAACCGGACAUCGUUAUCGCAACUCCUGGACGUUUGCUUCAUGUUGUAGUUGAGAUGGAUUUCCGUCUAACAGUAGUUGAAGUCAUUGUUUUUGAUGAAGCAGAUCGAUUAUUUGAAAUGGGAUUUUCUGAACAGUUACAUGAAAUACUAAAACGACUACCCGAAAGUCGACAGACUUUAUUAUUCUCAGCCACUCUUCCUAAAAGUAUUAUUGCCUUUUCCAAAGCGGGAUUGUCAGAUCCAACUUUAGUUCGGCUUGAUCUUGAGGAGAAAACAAGCGAUAAAUUGUCAAUGAUUUUUUUGCAUUGUCGCUCCGAUGAUAAAUUGGCGGCAUUUUUACACUUAGCUCGAAAGAUCGUUGCGGGAAACGAACAAACUAUUGUUUUUUGUGCGACUAUGAAGCAUGUUGAAUAUCUUGCUAGUGUAGUGGAAAAAGCUGGAAUGGAAUGUGUUGUAUUAUAUAGUCAACUGGAUUCUAUAGCCAGAAACAUCAAUAUUCAGAAAUUUCGUAACAAAAAAUGUUCAUUAUUAAUUGUGACAGAUAUUGCUGCCAGAGGAGUAGAUAUUCCGCUCUUAGAUGUUGCUAUCAAUUAUCAUUUUCCUCCUAAACCGAAACUUUUUGUUCAUCGUGUCGGUAGAGUUGCUCGCGCUGGCCGCUCCGGAAAAGCUAUAAGUUUGCUCAGUACGGAUGAACUUCCGUAUUUUGUCGAUUUAUUCCUGUUUCUCAGCCGUCCACUAAAGUUUGCAACAAAUUCUUCAUCGUAUAAAGAUGAUGAGACGUUAAUAGGAUCAUUUCCGGAUGAUAUUAUCGAUAGGGAAAUCGAUUUUCUCAAAAUUAUACAUGACAAUUCCGAUGAACUGGAUGAGCUGCUGAAAAAAUCAGAAAAUGCGAUGCAAAAGUACAAAAAAACUCGUCCUCAACCGUCAUCUGAGUCAGUACGUCGAGCCAAAGAUGAAGUUAAAAAAGCAUUAGUGGGAGUCUCUGUGCAUCCAUUUCUGCAACAAAAAACACCUGAAGAAUCUAGAAGACAAAUGAUGCUUCAAAAUUUGCAUAAUUUCAAACCAGCUACGACCAUCUUUGAAAUUCAGAAUAGUAAUAAAGUUCUGUCAGCUGCUGUUAUGAAAGAAAAACGUCGAGCUCAUCAAAAAUUUAUACAUUCAAAAUCUAAUUCAUUUGUUAAUAACAGCGCUGAUUUCUCGGGAAUAAAAUCAACUAGCCUUGACAUUGAAGCUGCGGAUGACAUUAAAAAGACAUUUCUAAACGUUGCGAGAAAUGCAUACUCUAUGCCUCCAAACCAUUUGUUUCAACAGAAACAGAAAACGAGAAAACGAAAAGCUACUGAAUUAUUAGAAGAGAAAAAACAUUUUAUUGCAUAUGCACCCAUGGAGCUGAAUACAGAACGUGGAUUGGCAAUCGAUAAUGAUUUCAAUGCGCUGGCUAAAGCAAGUGCUAUAGAAAUUCUUGCUGAUGAUGCAGUUAGUCUUUAUAAACAGGAAAAGCGCAAGAAAUGGGAUAGAAAACUAAAAAAAUUCGUUGGUAAUGGUGGCGAUGACUCAAAAAAAAAGAUACGCACGGAAGAUGGAACUUAUCUACCUUCGACAUAUAAAAGUGGGCGUUAUGAAAGGUGGCAGAAAAAACAGAAACUUGAGUAUCAGAUUGAUGACAGUGAAGUUAAUACCGGGACACCUGAUAUGAGAGUGAAAAAACGAAAUAAUUUUAAGGGACAAAAUAAAAGAAGAGGUCGAUUAAGCGGAAGUGACAAGAAAGAUGGAAUGGUCUCUCGUUCUGAACUGAAGAAUCCAGAACAGAUCUUGAAACAGAGAAAUAAAAAAGCAAGAGUUCAGUCUUAUCAGGCUUAUCGAAGGCAACAAAAUAUGAAGAAAAAGCAGUUUAGUGGCGGCAAGAAAAAAUAG
Thelazia callipaeda (thelaziosis nematode) is the source of this 2427-nucleotide messenger RNA. Lineage: Eukaryota; Metazoa; Nematoda; Chromadorea; Rhabditida; Thelaziidae. The record is from the annotation of a GenBank genome assembly.